Molecule: messenger RNA, 573 nt
Organism: Lodderomyces elongisporus
Lineage: Eukaryota; Fungi; Ascomycota; Pichiomycetes; Serinales; Debaryomycetaceae
Product: thiosulfate sulfurtransferase
Exons: 1
Coding region: 1-573 (190 amino acids)
Cellular component (GO): mitochondrion
Molecular function (GO): thiosulfate-cyanide sulfurtransferase activity
Source: RefSeq, a predicted model, not a curated record
AUGUAUAGGCAAUUGAUUCAAAAGGCAUCACCUCUUGUGCAAAGAGGAGUGUUGUUAAACAGGACGGCACCAGUCACUGUUGCUCAGACUGUUCGUUAUUUUGCCCAACCAGCCUUAUUCAAACCAUCUGUCAUUGCCACAUUAAACAAAGUCAAUAGAUUAGCUAAUUAUACCUCGAUCAGAUCCAUCUCCAAAUUAUCAGAGUCAAAAGAGGCAACGCCAUAUGACUAUGCCAAGGUGAAGGCCAUAGUCUCCAAUCCUGAGAAACACCCAGACUCAAUCUUGGUUGAUGUAAGAGAACCAGUCGAAUUUCAAGAGGGACAUAUACCUGGAGCAAUCAAUUUGCCAUUCAAGAGUAGUCCUGGUGCCUUGAGUUUAAACCAAGAAGAGUUCCAAGAUACAUUUGGGUUUGACAAGCCAGAUAAGGAGAAAGAGUUGGUUUUCUACUGUCUUGGUGGCGUGAGGUCUACUGCGGCUGAAGAGUUGGCCAAUACUUUUGGAUAUGAAAAGAGAGGCAACUACAAAGGUUCAUAUGAAGAUUGGGUUUCUAACGAAAACCAAGCAAAGAAGUAA